CUAUUUUUUAUUCAUUCUAAUUUGUGUUGAACGUAUAAAAAAUACCAAACUAUCAACAUGUCUGGACGUGGUAAAGGAGGAAAGGCACGCGCUAAGGCCAAGAGCCGAUCUUCCAGGGCUGGUCUGCAGUUCCCCGUGGGCCGUGUUCACCGUUUCCUGCGCAAGGGCAACUAUGCCGAGCGUGUGGGAGCCGGUGCCCCGGUCUACCUGGCCGCCGUCAUGGAGUACUUGGCCGCUGAGAUCCUCGAGUUGGCCGGCAACGCUGCCCGCGACAACAAGAAGACAAGAAUCAACCCCCGUCACUUGCAGUUGGCCAUCCGCAACGACGAAGAGUUGAACAAGCUUCUCAGCGGUGUCACCAUCGCCCAGGGUGGUGUACUGCCCAACAUCCAGGCCGUUCUGCUGCCCAAGAAGACCGCCAAGGCUGCCAAAUAAACGCUGAAUCCUCAGCUCAACAAAAACCAACCGGCUCGUUUCAGAGCCACCACAACUUCAAAAAAGAGAUGGAAUUUCGUGUCUGUCAAUAAAUUCUCAUGUCUGUGUAGGCCUAGGCCUUUUUAUUUUCAAUAGUUAAUAAACGUUUAAUUUCGGUCGCUUGAUAUUCAGGUUAAAAGCCUAGGCCUAUAGGCCUACAUGAUAAAAGGAUGGGUGUCUUUAAAUUUUAAUAAACAUAAAUGUACUAAAUAUUGUUAGGCCCUUGGGUUGAAACUCGGCAGGGGGUGGGUUUAGGCAUGCAGUUCUAAAUCAGAAAAUGAAAUAUUGAAAAGGGUUGGGGAGUUGUCUGAAUUUAUCACACUUGAUUUUCAAAUGUAUUUUCAUUUUUCAAAAACAUGAUGUAAACAAAAAUCAUGUUUAUUCCUACUAUUUCCUAGCAGCUAGUUACAACCUAUAUGUUGUAUUCUGUGCAAAGAUGAAAAUGCACAUGAUCUCUAUUUAUUUGGAUUGUGUCAAGUUCUGUAACUGCUACAUGUACAUGUACAUUUUGUACACGACUAGAUUGAAACAGGAAUAGGGCUAGAUAUAGAGUCACUAGAGCUGGGAAGGGGGGGGGGAGCUAUGAGGCACAAAUGAACAUUUCUACAAAGUACAAGAGGGGGGGGGGGGGGAAACAAAACAUCUCUAUAUUGGGGGUUUGAAAGUAAUCACGGAAAGGAAAA
This is a messenger RNA of Patiria miniata (bat star), 1157 nucleotides long. Its product is annotated as histone H2A. Gene Ontology annotation, molecular function: DNA binding; protein heterodimerization activity; structural constituent of chromatin. The record is from RefSeq and is a predicted model, not a curated record. Gene Ontology annotation, cellular component: nucleosome. NCBI's taxonomy places the organism in Eukaryota, Metazoa, Echinodermata, Asteroidea, Valvatida, Asterinidae. Bases 58 to 435 code for a protein of 125 amino acids. The transcript has a single exon.